AUGCUUCCUAAAUCUAAACUGCUUGAAGAUUCAGACAUGCUUCUGCUUACUCUGAUGAAAAUCAGACUUAAUCCACCACAAAAGGAUCUGGCAUACAGAUUUGGGAUCUCUGAGUCAUCGGUGACGACCUACAUACACUCAGCCAUUCCAGCUCUGGCCAAAAAGUUGACCUUCCUCAUUCACUGGCCUGAACGAGAAGAAGUUAUGAGUUCCCGACCGCAGUGUUUCAAAGAGACCUAUCCGAAAUGUGUCUCUAUAAUUGAUUGCACAAAGGUUUUCAUUGCUGCGCCAGCUGACUUUGAAGCAAGAAACGCGACAUACAGUUCAUACAAACAUACUCACACAGUGAAGUUUCUAGUGAGCAUCACUCCGGCUGGAGCUGUCUCCUUUGUUUCACCUGCAUAUCCUGGAAAAAUUUCUGACAAAGUUUUAACUAAUGACUGUGGAUAUCUUGACUUCAUUCAACAUGGUGAUGUGAUACUUGCUGACCGUGGUUUUUUAAUUGGUGAUGAACUAAAUGAGUUAGGUGCUGAACUUGUCAUACCUGCAUUUACCAGAGGUAAAUCGCAAUUGAGCGCAAGGGAUGUUGAAAGUGGGAGAAAAAUAUCAAAUGUAAGAAUCCAUGUGGAAAGGGCAAUGGAAAGACUGAAGAACUUCAGAAUCUUGUCAGAUCGAAUGCAUUCGAAUAUGGUUCCACAUGCUGACAGUAUAAUGACAAUAUCAGCGGCAAUCAUGAACUUGCAUCCAAAUCUGGUCAAUUAACUGCUUUUAUGCAUUCCAUGUACACUCAUUUGUGAUUUUAGAAUAGUACUUGUAUUAUACAAAUUUUUAUGUCUCCAAUGUUGAUUAUUUUAUAAUACUUGUAUUGACUGAUUUGAAUUCAUUGUGUAAACUGACGUUCAUGUCAUAAAAAAUAAAAUAUUUAUUUAUUUCCAAGAA
This is a messenger RNA of Mya arenaria, 939 nucleotides long. RefSeq lists its product as uncharacterized. The record is from RefSeq and is a predicted model, not a curated record. Lineage: Eukaryota; Metazoa; Mollusca; Bivalvia; Myida; Myidae. The coding region runs from base 1 to 762 and encodes 253 amino acids. The transcript has a single exon.